This is a messenger RNA of Amphibalanus amphitrite, 896 nucleotides long. Its product is annotated as twist-related protein 2-like. The transcript has 2 exons. Gene Ontology annotation, molecular function: protein dimerization activity; DNA-binding transcription factor activity, RNA polymerase II-specific; RNA polymerase II transcription regulatory region sequence-specific DNA binding. The coding region runs from base 45 to 638 and encodes 197 amino acids. Gene Ontology annotation, biological process: regulation of transcription by RNA polymerase II; developmental process. NCBI's taxonomy places the organism in Eukaryota, Metazoa, Arthropoda, Thecostraca, Balanomorpha, Balanidae. The record is from RefSeq and is a predicted model, not a curated record.
GUCCCCGUGCAGUCCCCGUCCGCAGCGCUCCAGGGCCGGGCACAAUGCGCAGCGGCGCCGGCGCUCCCAGCCACGAACUCUGCGUCAAACGCGAGCUGCCCUCGCCGGAGGGAACAGACAUCUACCUGCCGGCCUACCCCGUCCUGGACUACACGGCCGGCGCCGGGAGCCUCCACAGCACCGGCUGGGAGUCGCCCUGCCUCCAGUGGAGUCCGGCCGAGUCUCCGCCGCCCACAGAGCCGUCUCCAGCCCGCAGCCGUCGGCGGCGGCGACCCACCGGCGAGCGCGCGCUGUCGGGCCGCCGGCGCUCCUCCGUGUGUCACAGUCUGCAGGAGCUGCACUCUCAGCGACAGAUGGCCAACAACCGCGAGCGACACCGCACCCAGCUGCUCAACUCGGCCUUCCACGAGCUGCGACAGAUCAUCCCGACGCUGCCCUCGGACAAGCUGUCCAAAAUUCAGACCCUGCGGCUGGCGUCGCGCUACAUCGAGUUCCUGUACUGGGUGCUGCACGGCGGCGUGGACGGGCCGCCCUCACUGCCGUAUGAGAGGCUCAGCUCGGCGUUCUCCGCCUGGCGAAUGGAGGAGGAGCAGUGUCUGUCCGGUGGCCGGGCAGAGUACCGGGAUGGAGCCAGCUGAGGAACACCCAGCUGUGAGACGCGUCAAUGCGGCUGGCAGUUGCGGUGGCUCGUGCUGCCCUGAAGUGGACGGAGGCGGUUGGCCGAUUCUUGGACCGCGGUUGUCCAGCACAGACACUCCCGGCCUCUGACCAGCGCGCCCAACUCGGACCGAAUGGGACGGCCGCACCUGACUCAUCGAGCCAGCAGACUCAACGCGGUGACAAGUCAGCACAUUGCCCGACGUGUUUUAAUCACUGUACAUAUUACACUUAUUUAU